GCCGCCGGCCCUGCGUGCGCCUGCCGGGCCCGGCCUGGGGAACCGCUAUCCUGUACUGUACCGCGUCCUGUUGCGCGCCGCGACCGACCGAACUUGACGAUUUCGGAGCAUCCCGCCAUCAGCAAGAUCCACAAGAUCACAAGAUGGCGACGACUUUCUUGCGGAACUUGUUUUCGCAGGCGCAGCCGUCGCUGCUACGACGGCCGCUGAUGCCAUCGUCCUCUUCCAUCCUUCCUGCUGCUGCGCGGUUGUUCUCCAGCACUCCGGCGCAGAAUGCCACUCUUAACCAGGUCAUGAGGGGUUGCCGUAAGCCCCAACGUGCUCGCCACGCCGUCUCCCCCGCCCUGUCCUCCAUCAAGUCUCCCGCGCUCAAGGGUGUAUGUGUCAAAGUCGGCAUCACGCGUCCCAAGAAGCCCAAUUCGGGCGAACGCAAGACUGCCCGUGUCCGUCUUUCCACGGGUAAGGUCAUCACGGCCUAUAUCCCCGGCGAGGGCCACAACAUUUCGCAGCACAGCGUCGUGCUCGUGCGUGGCGGCAGAGCCCAGGAUUGCCCUGGUGUGAGGUAUCAUCUUGUUAGAGGUGCUUUGGAUUUGGCCGGUGUUGCUACUCGUAUGUCUAGUCGUAGCAAGUACGGUACCAAGAAGCCCAAGAAGGCCUCUGUUGGUUAAGCAGCUAGCACAACAGAGCACAAUUGAGAUGAUACCCCCCCUGGUUACAUGGCAGUAGGAUGAUGAUGAUGUGAUGUGAGCGUGGUGGAGGUGGUUAAGCUUCAUCCAUGUAGUUCAUCAUUCCGCAUCCUAAACUAUGUGUCCGUGUACUAUAAGGAAAUAAAAGGUGCAUGACAGGAUA
This is a messenger RNA of Neurospora crassa OR74A, 849 nucleotides long. Its product is annotated as putative mitochondrial 37S ribosomal protein MRPS12. NCBI's taxonomy places the organism in Eukaryota, Fungi, Ascomycota, Sordariomycetes, Sordariales, Sordariaceae. Gene Ontology annotation, biological process: translation. The transcript has 3 exons. Gene Ontology annotation, molecular function: structural constituent of ribosome. The record is from RefSeq and is a predicted model, not a curated record. Gene Ontology annotation, cellular component: ribosome; small ribosomal subunit. Bases 144 to 668 code for a protein of 174 amino acids.